Ananas comosus (pineapple) is the source of this 1514-nucleotide messenger RNA. RefSeq names its product E3 ubiquitin-protein ligase PUB23-like. NCBI's taxonomy places the organism in Eukaryota, Viridiplantae, Streptophyta, Magnoliopsida, Poales, Bromeliaceae. The coding region runs from base 37 to 1278 and encodes 413 amino acids. Gene Ontology annotation, molecular function: ubiquitin protein ligase activity. The record is from RefSeq and is a predicted model, not a curated record. The transcript has a single exon. Gene Ontology annotation, biological process: protein ubiquitination.
UUUUCACCAUUACAUACAUUAUAAUCAUAUAUAUCCAUGGAGGAAGAAGAAGCACCUCUCCUGUUCAGGUGCCCCAUCUCCAUGGAUCUCAUGGCGGAUCCGGUCACCAUCGCCACCGGCGUCAGCUAUGAGCGCAAGAACAUCGAGAAGUGGCUGCUGACCUACAAAAGGUCGACGUGCCCUGCGACGAUGCAGCACCUCGACACCCUCGACCUCACGCCAAACCACACGCUCAAGCGCCUCAUCUCCACGUGGCUCGACAAGCAAUCGGCGAACCCUAACACCACCGAUCAGCGCAGCACCGGUGACCUCAUCUCUCGGUUGACCGACAUCGAAUCCUCCCCCUUCAAGGUCAACUCCCUCAGGAGCCUAAAGUCAAUGCUGGAGACAAGCGAGGAGAUGCAAAACCGUCUCCUCCGGUCGGGUGGGAUCGAAGUGUUAGCUCGGAUAAUGUCGCAGGCGACGGCUGCGGCGGAUAUCACCGACUUCUCAGCCUUUCGAGCCUGCGAGGAGGCGGCAGGCGUCGUUUCUGUUCUCCCUUUAUACGACGAAGCAUCGUCAUCGGCGGCAGAGAUAUUACUACGGCCGAAGUGCGUAAAGCCGAUGACGGCGAUCCUCCAACGAGGGAGUGCAGAGGCGCGAAUUGCUACGAUGGACAUUCUCGUCAAGAUGGCGAGGAUCAACCGCAAAUGGAUCGAUGCGCUCGGCGAUGAUCAGAACACUGAGGUCCUGAAAUCGCUGCUUGACCUCCUGUCCGAUGAGAUCUCAACCCGCAAGCUGAGCUCGCUGUCGCUGGAAGUGCUCCUUUCCAUCGUCGCGGGAUCGAAGGGCGGCCGAUCGAGAGCCGUCGACGUCGGGGCGGUGCCCGUCCUGAUCGAGCUCCUCCCCGAUGCCGACCGCCACACAUGCGAAAGGAUACUGCUGCUCCUGAAGCGGCUGUGCGAGUGCCCGGAGGGGCGGUCGGCGUUCGCGGAGCACGCGAUGGGGGUGGCGGCAGUGGCGAAGAAGAUACUGCGGGUGUCGGACGGCGGGACGAAGGUUGGGGUGAAGAUACUGUGGCUGGUGUGCAGCUUCUUCCCAACGGAGAAGGUGCUCGACGAGAUGAUGGCGUCCGGCGCGGUGAAGAAGCUGCUGGCGCUGGUGCACGUUGACGGCCGGCCGUCGACCAAGGAGAAGGCCAUCAAGAUCAUCAGGAUGCAUGGGAUGACAUGGAGGCAGUACCCUUGUUUUCCCGGGGAGUUAAGGGACUACUUGAGGUUAAUGCAUGAGACAUGUUGAAGGAUUAAUUCAUGAUGAUCGUGCACGGGAGCAACAGUGUGCUUUAAUUGCUGCAGAAGAAAAGAAGCCUAAUUUGAAGGAGUUAGUAAUUUAUAUAAUUAUAAUAUUAUUUUAUUUGCUUCUAUUUUUUUCUCUUACAAUGAGAAAAUUUUUUCCUAUUCUUAUAAUUUUGACACCCUAUUCAUAAGAGUCACAAAUUUCAUUGAUAGUGUAAUAAUUAAACCUUCUUUCUAUUA